This is a messenger RNA of Brassica oleracea var. oleracea, 1729 nucleotides long. Its product is annotated as 3,9-dihydroxypterocarpan 6A-monooxygenase. The coding region runs from base 121 to 1665 and encodes 514 amino acids. Lineage: Eukaryota; Viridiplantae; Streptophyta; Magnoliopsida; Brassicales; Brassicaceae. Gene Ontology annotation, molecular function: oxidoreductase activity, acting on paired donors, with incorporation or reduction of molecular oxygen, NAD(P)H as one donor, and incorporation of one atom of oxygen; iron ion binding; heme binding. The record is from RefSeq and is a predicted model, not a curated record. Gene Ontology annotation, cellular component: membrane. The transcript has 2 exons.
UUUUAUAGAAUGUCACAAUUGUUGUUUGUUUUCUUUACAAUGAGAAUCUAAUUAACAAGAUUCGUCAAUGAGCAUAAUAAAUACAAAGCAUACUUCAAGAACUGAAUCAAUAAACCUGCAAUGGAUCUUCAACUAAGCACUAACCUUCUCCUCAUCACAUCCUUCGUUUUUGCUUUCAUGCUUAAUGCUUUCUUCAAAUGGUUCUCCUCUAAGAAGCAGAGUUCAACGGCUGCGACAAAGCUGCCACAGAGCCCUUCAGCUUUACCAUUGAUUGGUCACCUUCAUUUGAUAGGCAAAGUGCUGCCUGUCUCAUUCCAGAGCCUAGCUCGCAAGCAUGGCCCACUCAUGGAGAUACGUCUCGGUGCUUCUAAGUGUGUUGUAGUCUCAAGCUCUUCGGUGGCGAGAGAGAUCUUCAAAGACCAAGAGCUUAAUUUCUCCUCGAGACCUGAGUUUGGUUCUGCUGAGUAUUUCAAGUAUAGAGGGUCAAGGUUUGUCCUAGCGCAGUACGGUGAUUACUGGAGGUUCAUGAAGAAGCUCUGCAUGACCAAGCUUCUCGCUGUUCCGCAGCUUGAGAAGUUCGCUGACAUCCGUGAGGAGGAGAAGCUGAAGCUGGUCGAGUCUGUGGCCAAGUGUUGCGGAGAAGGGGUGCAUUGUGACUUGAGUAGCCUGUUCGUGAGUUACACCAACAAUAUCAUCUGCAGGAUGGCGAUGAGCACGAGGUGUUCGGGUACUGAUAAUGAAGCAGAGGAGAUUAGGAAGCUGGUGAAGACAUGUUUGGAGCUUGCGGGGAAGGUCAGCGUUGGAGAUGUGUUGGGACCAUUGAAAGUACUUGAUUUUUCAGGGAACGGGAAGAAGUUAGUAGCUGUGAUGGAGAAGUAUGAUCUGCUUGUAGAGAAGAUCAUGAAGGAACGUGAGGCAAUGGGGAUGAAGAAAGAAGGUAUGAGAAAAGACAUUUUGGAUAUGUUGUUGGAGACUUACAGAGACCCAACUGCUGAAUUGAAGAUAACGAGGAAUGACAUGAAGUCUUUCCUGUUGGAUGUUUUCAUGGCGGGAACAGACACAUCAGCAGCAGCAAUGCAGUGGGCAAUGGGGGAACUAAUAAACAAUCCACAAGCGUUCAACAAGUUAAGAGAAGAGAUUAAUACCAUUGUUGGAAGCAAAAGACUAGUCAAAGAAUCAGACGUUCCUAACCUCCCUUACCUCCGAGCUGUCCUAAGAGAAACUCUGAGGCUCCACCCUUCAGCUCCUCUGAUCAUAAGAGAAUGCGCAGCGGACUGCCAGGUGAACGGGUGUCUUAUCAAGUCAAAAACACGUGUGCUAGUAAACGUCUAUGCAAUCAUGAGAGAUCCAGAGCUGUGGAAUGAAGCAGAACAAUUCAUACCCGAGAGGUUUCUAGAGAGCUCUCAAGAGAAGAUAGGUGAGCAUCAGAUGGAGUUCAAGGGGCAGAAUUUUCGUUACCUUCCGUUUGGGAGUGGGAGAAGAGGAUGUCCAGGAGCGUCUCUAGCCAUGAACGUGAUGCAUGCAGGUGUGGGUUCGUUGGUGCAGCGCUUUGACUGGAAGUGUGUUGAUGGAGAGAAGGUUGAUCUGAGUCAAGGUUCUGGUUUUGCUGCUGAGAUGGCUCGACCGCUUGUCUGCAAUCCUGUGGAUUGCUUCAACACUUUCUAAGUGCCUGUUUCUAUAAGACGUCCCAAGAUGUAUCUGUAAUUCUGUACCAUUUUCAAGGCUCUUU